AUGGAUGUUCAGAGGCACUUAAGAAGUAUAUUCCAACGUCUAUUGUCAUGUCUAAUUAAAACAUCGUGCGCUGAACGCAUUUUGCUCAAUUAUGGUUUUUUGGAUCACCUAUGGGCUCUGAUUAGUGCGCCGUCUGGUUUAGAAUGCAGCAUAUGCAAUCCAGAAGCCAUUAUAGCAUUUGAAGGCCAGUACGGCGAACUGCUCGCAUCCUUAUCUAUUGAUAGUUUGGUAGACACACUUGCGGUGCAAUUAGAAAUAGGCGUCAAAUACAGGAAAUAUCUGGAAGAUGCCCUAUUACAAAUUUUCAAAAAAAACCGAGACGUCCGUAGGCUUGAUUUUCUAGCCGGUAUAAAAGUGGAUCAAAGCAACGCCGAGCACUGCCUGCUCUUACACGAGUCAUGGGCAGCACUGGACGAUCGUCCUAUGCCAGAAUCUUUUGGUGUCACUAAAUCAAUAGGCAAGGAGGAUGACAAUUUGUCAAGUUGGGGCGAUCUUGGAUUUCAAGCACCGCUAACAGACUUUAGAAUGACUGGAGUUCUCGGACUGCAAAGCCUGCAUUUUGUUGCUACAAGGCAUAAGAAGCGAGCCAGAGAAAUUCUUCAUCUGUCAAGAAGUUUGCAGGCAUGGUUUCCAUUUGCUCUUACCAGUAUAAAUGUUACUGCAUGGGUCCUUGAAGAUUUCAGGCACAAUAAGCUUGGACCCUUCUCUUACCACAAUGAUCUGCAAGCUGUUGAAUUGUUUUAUAUGUUGCACACAUAUUAUUUUUUCUCCUUCGUGAAUUAUUGGAGGAAACAUGCAACAAGCAUAUUUGAUUUCAAAUCGAUUUCUGUCGAAUUCAGGAAAGAAAUCGGAGAAGAAACAUUUGCCAUCAUUCGGCGAAUUAUAAGCGAUAAAAGUUUGGGCGAAACCAGAUACUACGGAUCGACGUUAUUAAAUGCCAUUGGAGAGACAUUCUUAGCUGGUGUUUGA
This is a messenger RNA of Babesia bigemina, 969 nucleotides long. RefSeq names its product ENGULFMENT AND CELL MOTILITY 2, putative. The record is from RefSeq and is a predicted model, not a curated record. The transcript has 4 exons. Lineage: Eukaryota; Apicomplexa; Aconoidasida; Piroplasmida; Babesiidae. Bases 1 to 969 code for a protein of 322 amino acids.